This is a messenger RNA of Drosophila montana, 553 nucleotides long. It is a transcript of the gene VhaM9.7-c, whose product is annotated as Vacuolar H[+] ATPase M9.7 subunit c. Bases 118 to 375 code for a protein of 85 amino acids. The transcript has a single exon. NCBI's taxonomy places the organism in Eukaryota, Metazoa, Arthropoda, Insecta, Diptera, Drosophilidae. Gene Ontology annotation, biological process: proton transmembrane transport. The record is from RefSeq and is a predicted model, not a curated record. Gene Ontology annotation, molecular function: proton-transporting ATPase activity, rotational mechanism. Gene Ontology annotation, cellular component: plasma membrane proton-transporting V-type ATPase complex; proton-transporting V-type ATPase, V0 domain.
ACAAUCGUAAGUCAGCCAAAGAGAGAAACAAAAUAACAAAGACAGCCAACAAGUGAAAUUCAAUUGAAAAUCAAAGCUUUACGCAAAUUGCACAUAAUAUUUCUAUAGACUUUUAACAUGGGCGCCGCCGUACUGCCCAUAUUGUUCUUCACCGGCCUGUGGGCUGCCGUCGGCAUUGGCGGUUCGAUAUUUACGCCCCGGGGACCGCAACAGAAGCUGACUCAGUGCAUUCUGUUGCUAACCGCGGGCUGCUGCUGGCUCUUCUGGCUGUGCUGCUACAUGGCGCAAAUGAAUCCGCUGAUCGGACCCCGACUGAGCAAAAAGGUGAUACAGCUGGUGGCCCAAUCCUGGAACAUGCCCAUCAAGGAAGGCUAAGCCGCAUAGCCGCAUUAAUCAUCUCUCUCUCUCUCUCUUACUUUUGUUGUGUAAAUCUCUUAAAGCACGGGCCAAGUCGGUCUGUUUUUUUAUACUUAACUUAAUUUAUAGUGCAAAUUGUUAACUAUGUGCAUUCCAGCGCAAAUAUAGAGCAAAUAUAUAUACAUAUUUAUAUGCA